Messenger RNA from Owenia fusiformis, 319 nucleotides. The record is from the annotation of a GenBank genome assembly. NCBI's taxonomy places the organism in Eukaryota, Metazoa, Annelida, Polychaeta, Sabellida, Oweniidae.
GGCAGACUCAAACCCAUCUACGGAUGAUAAAAGCGGUCUCAUAGAAUCAAUCGCAAAUAGAGUCAUAGAACUGUUGAGCAACCAACAACCUGCACAAGAAGACAAUGUACCAGGAAAUUCUGACGAAUCUGAAUCUGACAAUGAAAUAUCAUUCAAAACGUCUGACAACCAAGCUGAAGGUAUGACAACUGGAGCCUUUUCCUUUCAAAUACCACUUGACACGCAUGUGCCACAACAAACCGAACAAAAAAUAUGGGAUAAUAAGUUUGUUGAUUUUGCUUCCUUACUCCCCAAAAAUAGUUGCAAAAAAGAAUCAGAA